CCAAAACCGAGAUAACAAUAUCUCUCCCCCUCUUCCAUAAACCAUAGUCUAGUAUUUUCUCUAGAGUUUACAUAUCGCGUUAUGGCCAUGAUGACCACGACCAGCAAGAUGAUGCCACCCGCCAUGCAGAGGCUGAUCAAGGGCGGGGAUCGGAGCAUGAUCACGAUGUCCGAUGACACUGCGAUGAUGAAGCAGGUCACGGACACUCAUGCCCCUGAUGGCCGCGAGGUUGAUGUGAAGCCACUCCUCCUCCUCGUCGAGGACAUCCUCAACCGCGCUACCUUGACUGCUAGCACCCCCACCAUGGGAUCCCUAUACGCGGAACACAUGGAGGACAAGGGUUACCAGGCAAGCUUCAACGCCGUGCUCGACGUGCUGUCCUAUACCAUCGAGCGGAUUUCCUGCGAGCUAUCCGCGAAAGCGCUGACUGGUGGCGAGGCGCAUUCGACCACGCUCGCCAUAUGCAGCAUGCUCGCCCCCUUCUCGUGGGACGCCAAGCUGGUGCUGACGCUGGCGGCCUUCGCCUUCAACUAUGGCGAGUUCUGGCUCUUGGCCCAGAUCUACACUACCAACCAGCUUGCCAAGUCGAUGGCAAUCCUGAAGCAGCUGCCCAUGAUCAUGGAGCACUCGGGCGCCCUCAAGUCCCGGUUCGAUGCGCUCAAUGGCCUCAUCCAGGCCAUGCUUAAAGUCACGAGGUGCGUGGUGGACCUCAAGGACCUUCCCUCAGCUUACAUCUCCAGCGAGGCCCCCGCAUUGUCAGCCGCCAUGGCCCACGUCCCAACUGCCGUUUAUUGGACCAUAAGGAGCGCUGUGGCUUGUGCUAGCCAGAUCACCAGCCUCACUAGCUAUGGCAUUGAGUACAUAUCAUCCACAACUGAGGCAUGGGAGCUGUCAACCAUGGAUCACAAACUGAAGAACAUAUAUGAACAUUUGCAGAAGCAAAUUGACAUAUGUAAACAAUACAUAGAUGAAAAGCGGGAUAUUGAAGCCUAUCAGACUCUCCUGAAUCUCUUUGAAACCAUCCACAUUGACAAUAUGAAGGUCCUGAAGGCUCUGAUUUAUCCCAAGGAUGAUAUUCUGCCUCUUGUUGAGGGCACCUCAAAGAAAAGGGUCAACCUCGAAGUCCUGAGGAGGAGGAAUGUGUUGCUGCUGAUCUCGGGGCUGGACAUCUCACAGGACGAGCUAUCCAUCCUGGAGCAGAUCCACAGCGAGUCCAAGGCACACGCCAGCCGCCAUGAUAUUCAUCAGUAUGAGCUGGUGUGGAUCCCCUUGGUGGAACGCGCGGGCGAGUUGACCGGCCCAAUGCAGACAAAGUUUGAGACCCUGCAGUCCACAAUGCCGUGGUACACCGUGUACCACCCAAACCUGAUCCACAAGGCGGUGAUCCGGUUCAUCAAGGAGAAGUGGCACUUCAGGAACAAGCCCAUCCUGGUGGUGCUUGACCCACAAGGCAAGGUUGUGUCCCCCAAUGCCAUUCACAUGAUGUGGAUUUGGGGAAGCAAUGCCUUCCCUUUCACUACACUGAGAGAGGAGUCUCUAUGGAGGGAUGAGGCAUGGCGGCUUGAGCUUCUUGUCGAUGGCAUUGAUCAAACAAUUCUGAAUUGGAUUAAAGAUGGCAAGUACAUAUUCAUGUAUGGUGGCGAUGACAUCGAGUGGAUCCGCAAGUUCACCUCAGAGGCACGAAAGGUUGCGCUGGCUGCGAAUAUCUCCCUGGAGAUGGUCUAUGUGGGCAAGAAUAGCAAGCGAGAGAAGGUGCGGCGCGUGAUUGAGACCAUCAACUUUGAGAAGCUGAGCCACACCUGGGUGGACCUGGCCAUGGUGUGGUUCUUCUGGACCCGACUUGAGUCAAUGCUCUUCUCUAAGAUUCAGCUCGGGAAGGUAGACGAGUCCGAUGACUUGAUGCAGCAGAUCAAGAGGCUGCUCAGCUUCGACAAGGUCGGGGGGUGGGCGAUUCUGAGCAAGGGGUCCAGCAUCACGGUGAACGGGCACGGGACCACGGUCCUGCCGACCCUGCUCGAGUACGACCUGUGGAGGGAGCACGUGCCGACCAAGGGGUAUGACGUGGCAUUCAAGGAGCACCAUGACAAGAUCCACGACAUAACGCACCCAUGCUGCCGGUUCGAGUUCCAGAGCACGGCAGGAAGGAUCCCAGAGAGUAUGCGAUGCCCCGAGUGCCAGAGAAAAAUGGAGAAGCUGACCACCUUCGUCUGCUGCCAUGACGAGGCUAUUCCCACCAUCUAUGACUGAUCAAUCAAUCAAAGCCUUCAUAUGGAGGAGGGACACAUGAAUGUCUUGCUGGAAAUAAUAAGAAGCCAUGUGUGUGCUUGAAUUUCCUUGUUUUGAUUUGCAUUGGGAGUGUGAAGGACAAUGUCGAAUAAUCAACAUCUGAUGUUUAAGAUUAAAUAAGAAUAGAGUGUGAACCUCUUAUGAGUUCUUUGUCCUCUCAA
Molecule: messenger RNA, 2447 nt
Organism: Eucalyptus grandis
Lineage: Eukaryota; Viridiplantae; Streptophyta; Magnoliopsida; Myrtales; Myrtaceae
Product: protein SIEVE ELEMENT OCCLUSION B
Exons: 7
Coding region: 82-2247 (721 amino acids)
Biological process (GO): phloem development
Source: RefSeq, a predicted model, not a curated record